AUGAAGAGUAUAGGACCUUUCCUCCUCUUCCUGCUCAGCCUGAGCAGUACUGCGUCUGGACUGGGAUCAGUGGUGUGGAAAGGCUACUCGUACCAACCAAACCAUUACACCUGGCAGGACGCUCAAAGCUACUGCAGGAGCUCAACUUCCUUCCCUGAUUUGGCCACCAUCUUUACGCAGUCUGAUGAAGAGAGUAUUAAUGUGUGGGAAUAUUAUGCAUGGACUGGCAUCUACAAACACAUAUACUACAACUACUGGAUUUCGUCUAAUGGAGUUUACAGAAAUCUACAACCAUAUGGGACUUACCAGUCAGGCGAUGCAUACUGUGCUGUCGCUGUAUACUCCAACAAAUGGUUGAAUGGCACUGAUUGUGACGAAUCUUACUUCUUCUUUUGUCAACACAACGAUGAUAACCACUACACAUUUAUACCACAGUCAAAGAUAUGGUCUGAAGCCCAACAGUAUUGCAGGAGUUACUGGAGUGAUGGACAACAUCAUCUGGCAACGUUCCAUACCCACUCUGACCUAUCCUCAACUCUGACUCCGCAAGACUUUCCAGUCUGGACUGGACUGCACAGAGAUGCGGGAACAUGGAGGUGGAGCACAGGGCUGUCGCAGUACAGAAAUUGGGCACAGAGUCAGCCAGGGAACGGCGACUGUGUUUCCAUCUCCUCGAUGAGCAAACGGAUGGCUACCCAAAACUGCUCUGCUCGAUUUCCCUUUGUCUGCUUCGGGGACAACCUGGUCCUGGUAAAGGAGAACAAGACGUGGGAGGAGGCGCUGGAGCACUGCCGAGCCCUCAGUUCAACCUCCCAAUCCAACCUUCGCUACGAGCUGGUCAGCGUGCAGCCUGGAGAAGACCAACACUACGUGAUGAACAGGGUCAUGGAGGCCGACACUGACGAGGUGUGGGCAGGCCUCCGUUUCCUGGCCGGUGAAUGGCUGUGGGUGAACGGGGCGAGUAUGUUGUACUCUGACCUGCCCCUCUGCCCACCCCUGGUGCAGCACUGUGGAGCCUUGUCCAAGAACAACACAGGCAGCGUGGAGACCAAAGACUGCUCCGAGAAAAGGAACUUCCUGUGUUAUAGCACAUCCUGACAUCACCCCUAUCAUCUGCAUCAGGGUGGUCACUAGCAGAAGUUUAUCUUCAUAAGUUGGCACACAGCUUCUUCAGACGGUAG
Molecule: messenger RNA, 1181 nt
Organism: Perca flavescens (yellow perch)
Lineage: Eukaryota; Metazoa; Chordata; Actinopteri; Perciformes; Percidae
Product: putative C-type lectin domain family 20 member A
Exons: 5
Coding region: 1-1098 (365 amino acids)
Source: RefSeq, a predicted model, not a curated record